UUACUCUGCGCAAAGUGCGCAUGGUUGUAAGUGCAUAGUGUCCGGAAGUAGACCGUGUGGCGUGCGUGUGUUUGUGUGUGGAGCAGGUUGCCGUGAUCACCGUCUCUACCCGGUUUGUUUUUGUUCUCUAACAAAGUGGGAGUCACAGAGCAGCGGUCGGCUCUCAAGUGGAGGACGGGCACCGUCGUUUCGUCUUUGUUUUUGUUUACAGUAGCUCGUUUCUGUUUAAACAACACAAAAUGGGUCCUGGUUAGGAUUAUUCUGGAAAUAAGUAAGAAUUUAAAUUUUAGCAGGCGAGCUGAUGCGGCUCAGGGGCGAUCGGCGGCCCGCUGCCGUGUGUGAAGCCUCGGGCUAAAGUAAAGCUGCGGUCGCUGCGGAUUCGCUGACGGAGGAAAGGACACGCCGCUGCGACUCCUCUUUACAGAAGAACAACGAAACAAAUCUCCCUCUGAUUCUGUUUUGGGAGUUAUCUCACUUGAAACGCCGCCAAGAUAGCUGGACCGGGCAGGAAACGGCACAGCUCAGAUCCAGACCCUUGUGAAAGCAGCUCCGGGAGCGAGAUAGGAGACAGCCGACCCAUUAGCAGCAAGUGGCUGAAGAUGGCCAGCAGCAGUACAUGCCCCAGCGAAUCGGGCCGGAGGCGAGGUCAGAGAGGACCUGACGACGCAGUCAGCACCAGUAAAAAGAAACAGAAGGACAGAGCCAACCAGGAGAGCAAGGAUGCCAAGCGGGCCGCCCCAGCCACCAGCUCAGAGACUAGAAAAGAUUUGUUUCUGGACUGGAAACAGAAUGCACACGAGGUGAUCGUGAGGCUGAGCUGUGAAGAUGCCGGGGUGCUGAGAGUGGAAGAUAUCGAUUAUGCCUUUUCUGAUUCCGCCUGCCACAUCCGGCUGCCGGAUGGCCGUGAAUGGAGCUGUAAUCUCCAUGAAGAGAUUGAAGCCUCCUGCAGUAAACUGCUUUAUAAGGAGAAAACAAAUGUUCUGCAGCUUGUUAUGCACAAGAAGAUCCCGCUCAACUCAUGGCCCACCUUUGCUAACAAGAAAAAAACUGAAAUAGUGAACAUCCUUGGAGAGAAUGGCAGCAACCACCCCCGGUCAACCACAGGCCAGUCUGAAAAAUCUGCCGAAAUCAUUGAAAAGAUGCCCGUAGUGACUUCUGCUGAGCAGAAACGGGAUAAACCUGCCCGAGGGUCAAAACGUGGGAUGAAAGGCAAACCGGUGGAGCUAUCUGAGAGCACAGAUGUGAAGGUAGCUGAGAUUAAAUCGAGCGAUAAAGCAGACCCGAUCAGUGAGCCCAGCGCAAAGCGCACCACACGACCCUCCGGAAACACAAAAGAGCCCCCAAUAGCUCCCUGUUCAAUAAAGGAGUCUCAAUCCAAACCAACAGUUGAUGGAAAAACACAUGCAUUAGCCGGGAGCAGCAGUGUCUCUUCAAAUAGCAAUGCAAAAGACAACAGGGUUCAGAUGCAAGUAAAAGGUCAAGUAUGCAAGGCAUCACCAAAAGAAAAAGAGCUGGACAGGAGGCCAAAAAGCAACAAUCAGGUUGAGGCAGAUGAAAGUAAGGCUGUUUCUUCAGUGUGUGAGCUGAAGGUGGCGCAAGAGGAGAGUUCUCUUCAGGUGAAAACGCAAACAAUAACAUCUGAUGAGCGAGAAAAAAGAACAGCUGAAAAGAAGCCACAGUCUGAUGCCCAGAUCCCUACAAUGCUUCCAUCUCAUGAUUUGGUAUCUGAGAAGCCUGUUUCAACAGCCUCUAAGAGAGAGGAGUCUCCUCAAAAGAGCUGCACAGAGGAGAAGAGAGACAAGUCCAAGGAGGAUCCACAUGGAGGAAGCCAAGAGGAGGAUACAGAAGAUCCGGAGCCUAUGGUGAACUUGAAGUUAGUGAAGAAUGACUCGUAUGAGAAAGGGACAGACCUGAUGGUUGUUAAUGUCUACAUGAAAGAAAUCUGCAAGCACACGUCCAGGGUGCUGUUCAGGGAACAAGACUUCACUCUUAUCUUCCAGACCAGUGAUCCCAACUUUUUGCGCCUUCAUCCGGAUUGCGGACCAAACACCGUCUUUAAAUGGCAGGUUAAACUCAGGAAUCUUAUUCAGCCAGAUCAGUCCAGCUAUGCCUUCACUCCGUCCCGUAUCGACAUCACCCUGAAGAAAAGACACAGUCAGCGCUGGGGAGGUCUGGAGGCACCUGCCACACAAGGUGCAGUGGGGGGUGCCAAGGUUGCAGUGCCCUCCAGCCCUUCCACACUCGAAAAGAGCCAGCCAGGAAGCAGCCAGCAUGCACUUCCUGUUAAAGAAGAACCACGAGUAGGAGAGGAGAAAGCCAAACCCCCUCGGGCCCCAGAAGACUUAGAUCUGGAUGCCGUGGCACCUCGCUCAGUCUCCGAACACAUGUCCCUCAAACAGGAACCAACUGUUGCUACGCCCAAGCCCACCUGCAUGGUGCAGCCCAUGACUCACACUCCUCCUGCAGGCAGUGAGAGAGCUGAAGAAGUGGAGGAGAAGAAAGUGUGUCUCCCUGGCUUCACUGGACUGGUCAAUUUGGGAAACACUUGCUUUAUGAACAGUGUGAUCCAGUCCCUCUCCAACACACGGGAGCUCAGGGAUUAUUUCCAUGACCGUGGGUUUGAGUCUGAGAUUAACUGUAGUAAUCCAUUGGGCACCGGUGGACGGCUGGCCAUUAGCUUUGCUGUUCUGCUUCGAGCGUUGUGGAAGGGCACUCAUCAUGCAUUUCAACCCUCCAAAUUAAAGGCUAUAGUUGCCAGUAAGGCCAGUCAGUUUACAGGCUAUGCACAGCAUGAUGCUCAGGAGUUCAUGGCUUUCUUACUGGAUGGGCUGCAUGAAGACCUAAACCGCAUCCAAAACAAACCGUACACAGAGACCGUUGACUCAGACGGCCGUCAGGAUGAAGUUGUUGCAGAAGAGGCAUGGCAGAGGCAUAAAAUGAGGAACGAUUCCUUCGUUGUUGACCUCUUUCAGGGCCAGUACAAGUCAAAGCUGGUGUGUCCUGUGUGUUCUAAGGUUUCCAUCACCUUUGACCCCUUCUUGUAUUUGCCUGUCCCCCUACCUCAAAAGCAGAAGGUGCUGUCUGUUUUCUAUUUCGCUAAAGAUCCCCACAAGAAACCAGUCAAGUUUUUGGUCAGUGUGAGUAAAGUCAACUCAAACACGGCUGAAGUACUGGAGUCAAUAUCUCGCAGUGUGAGGAAUAAACCAGAGAACCUGAGGCUGGCAGAGGUGGUGAAGAACAGGUUCCACAGAAUCUUCUCACCGAAUCAAUCUUUGGACAUGGUCACGUCCAAUGAACUGCUCUUCUGCUUUGAGAUGUUGUCAAAAGAUCUUGCCAAAGAGAGAGUGGUGUUUCUGAAGGUCCAACAGAGACCUCAAAUUCCAAGCAUCCCAAUCACAAAGUGUGCUGGCUGCAUGAAGCCUCCUGGCUCUGACGAUGAGAAGCUCAGGCGCUGUACUCGCUGUUACCGCGUCGGCUACUGCAAUCAGUCCUGCCAGAAGAACCACUGGCCCAAUCACAAAGUUAUGUGCCGGCUCAAUGUGGAGAAUAUUGGACUGCCGUUUUUAAUUAGUGUGCCUGAGUCUAGGCUGACCUACACCCAUCUGACACAGCUCCUGGAAGGCUACUCUAGGUACUCUGUCAAUGUGUUCCAGCCACCUUUCCAGUCCGGUCGGAUGUCUCCAGAGGCGAGCCUGUCCCGUGUUGACCUGACCCCCAUAGCAAGCAGUGUCUCAGAGUUUCAGGAGCAAGAGGAGGAGCCGUCAUCUGCGGGAGAAGCGGAAAGCCAGGCGGAGCAGACAGAGACACCACAAACAGAGACCGCUUCUGUGAUCUCCGCAGCAGGUGGGGAAACUCUCUCCAGUGACUCGGGCUGCUGUGAGCUCGCCACCAGCUCCCAAGAUUCUUUGGUGGAGAAAGAAACAUCAUGUGAAAAGGUUCUUAAACCAGAAGCUGUAGUGACCGGGUAUCAGCAACCGUCAGAGUCGGAGACUGGAAGUGCGUCUCAAUUCUACAUCACACUUCUGGACUCAAGCCAAAAGGAGGACCGAAAACUUGAGGACAAAGGUGAUGCGGUACUGGAGCUGCCUGAUAACUGCACGCUGGAGCUGGUGUGGAAGAACUACGAGAAGCAGAAGGAGUAUGUGCUGGUGCGCUCUAAAGAGCUAGAGUUUGAUGAGGACCCUGGCUCUGCUACGGAGACAUCCAGGGCAGGACACUUCACCUUAGAGCAGUGCCUGAACCUCUUUACCAAACCUGAGGUGCUGGCCCCUGAAGAGGCAUGGUAUUGUCCUAAGUGUCAGCAACACAGGGAAGCCUCUAAACAGCUGCUGCUUUGGCGUCUUCCCAACGUGCUCAUCAUCCAGCUCAAGCGCUUCUCAUUUCGGAGCUUCAUAUGGAGGGACAAGAUUAAUGAUAUGGUUGAUUUCCCAGUCAGAAACCUGAACCUGAGUAAGUUCUGUAUUGGUCAUAAGGGUGACAUCCAGCAGCCCCCCAUCUAUGAUCUUUACGCUGUGAUCAACCAUUACGGCGGGAUGAUCGGAGGACACUACACAGCCUACGCUCGUCUUCCCAGCGACAAGAACAGCCAGCGCAGUGACGUUGGCUGGCGUUUGUUUGAUGACAGCACAGUGACAAUGGUGGAAGAGAGUCAGGUGGUUACGCGUUACGCCUACGUGCUGUUCUACCGCCGCAGGAACUCUCCGGUAGAUAGGCCGUCUCACUUACUGGGGCCCCUUGGAGCCGAAUCCUCUGCUGCAAGCGGCGGUGCUGCCAGUCAGGCUUCUAGCCAGACACUGUUUGGGACAGACCUGGACCCAGACGGACCUCCUCAGACCUCUUCUGACAUGUUUGCACACUCUGGAGAAUGUGCCGCCCCGUCCUACAGCAGCAUGGAGGAGGUGGAUUGAAACGUGACCCAGUCAGGGAAAAAUAGACAUUACUACUCACAAGUGGAUCUAGCAUGGCAAAGGUGGUCAAUUUCUUUUUAUUUACAUUUGCAAUGCAGACAAAAAGGCUCCAAUGCAAAGACUGUUUGGAAACAGACGAUUAAAGAUGACAUGCAGUAAAGUGAUGCUUAAAGUCUAAUCCACAUUUACAAAUAGUUCUGUAAUUGCACACAUUGAAAUAUACUGUUAUAAGAGGAAGCUCCAAGGUUUUUGUUUUAAUGUGUAAGCAUUUUAACACCUAGAAAUUAUGCCUUUCACAAUUUCACACGAUAGGUUUCUAAUACAUUGUUCAUCUUGCUUGUAUUUACACGAGGUGUUCCUUUGGUUUAUCAAUCAGUAAGUGCGAUCAACAUGGUUGGUUGGGAUGCACAGAAGAGUUUGUUCUCACUGAAAUGUUGCAUGGCCAGAUGUUUUUCUCUGUAAAGAGUCUGGAGUUGUAUACAUUUUUUAUUUUUUUGCAGAUGUUGUAGGUGAAGUUUUAAGUGUGGACAAGGCAGAUUGUUAGGUUUUUUUUUUUUCUUACACUCAGGCCAUUUCUCAACUUGAUGUCCUGUUCUUUCUUUCUCAGACAAUCCUUUCUCAGAAUGAAAUUCUUUUGUUUUACUUUGUCAGAUCCUGUGGAAAUGCAAAAGCUUGAUUGACUGAGAUGCAUGUUGACCUACAGUAGCCCUAGUACCGUGUAUCAUAUAUCAUCUCUCGUUUUUUUUAAGUUUUGAGUUGAUUGCCCCAUUUCCCCAUUCCUUGUUUUUGCGUUGGACUGCAUAGCAAGCAGGAACUGGGGAUUUGAUCAUAAGAAGGCUGCUGUAAAUAAAACAAAUGGUUAAUAUAAAUAAUUUUUUUUGCAUAACAACCUUAAA
This is a messenger RNA of Carassius carassius (crucian carp), 5803 nucleotides long. It is a transcript of the gene usp19, whose product is annotated as ubiquitin specific peptidase 19. Gene Ontology annotation, biological process: protein deubiquitination. The transcript has 26 exons. NCBI's taxonomy places the organism in Eukaryota, Metazoa, Chordata, Actinopteri, Cypriniformes, Cyprinidae. Gene Ontology annotation, molecular function: cysteine-type deubiquitinase activity. The record is from RefSeq and is a predicted model, not a curated record. Bases 600 to 4907 code for a protein of 1435 amino acids.